AUGUCUCGCGCUGGAUUAUGGGCAAAGACCAUCGCCGGUGGUCUUCUCAUGGUCAUCGGUGGCCCCGCACUCGUUGAGUACAUCCGACCAUCCGACGAAGAGCUCCGAAAGCGAUAUAACCCAGAUUUGCAGAAGCGCAGUGCCGAGCAGGGUGAGCGCAGGGCGCAGGAGUUCGAUGACUAUGUCACCAAGUUGAAGGAGUGGUCAAAGUCCGAUAAGUCCAUCUGGUACGCCGCCCAGGAGGAAUUAGAUGCUAAGCGAGCAGCAUUGGAGGCAAAGCGCACACAAGAGAAGGAACAAACGCGGACACAACGGGAAGAAAUGCGCAAGGAGAUGUUGGGUGAAAAAUGA
Messenger RNA from Penicillium bovifimosum, 351 nucleotides. RefSeq lists its product as uncharacterized. Bases 1 to 351 code for a protein of 116 amino acids. Gene Ontology annotation, biological process: mitochondrial respiratory chain complex III assembly. Gene Ontology annotation, cellular component: mitochondrial membrane. NCBI's taxonomy places the organism in Eukaryota, Fungi, Ascomycota, Eurotiomycetes, Eurotiales, Aspergillaceae. The record is from RefSeq and is a predicted model, not a curated record. The transcript is spliced from 3 exons.